Molecule: messenger RNA, 746 nt
Organism: Anthonomus grandis grandis
Lineage: Eukaryota; Metazoa; Arthropoda; Insecta; Coleoptera; Curculionidae
Exons: 4
Coding region: 262-714 (150 amino acids)
Biological process (GO): sleep; positive regulation of voltage-gated potassium channel activity; regulation of synaptic transmission, cholinergic
Source: RefSeq, a predicted model, not a curated record
CACUUGCCAUUAAUUGGCCUGAAAAUUUCCCAUCCGUCAUAAAAAGAGCUGGGUAGUUUGUAUCGAUAUCACGCGGUUCGUAGUGCUAUGACGUCAUUAAUAAGGAAUAAAAAUCAACGACAGUGCAAAAGGUUAUCGAUCGAGCGUGUUCGGCCAGAUAUUUUGACAUGCGUAUGUUUUUUUGGGGGGAGAUUAUUAUACACUCAUUAAAAGUCGGUUUUUUAAUAGUGUCUUCCGUGCGGACUAUUAUAAGUGAUCAUCAUGACUCAUAAACACUUCUAUUAUCUCGUUAUCUUGGUGGCAUCUCCUUUAAUUUCAACAGCUCUCGGACUAAAAUGUUUCCAGUGCAAUUCGGCCGAGAGUCCAGACUGUGCCACCCUUAAGUCCAACGACACCGACAUCAGUCCGCACCUGAAAGACUGCGAGGUAAAUCAACCCGAUCACGAACCGUUUUGCCGGAAAAUCGUUACGAAAAUUUUAGACGGCGAGAGCGUCCGAGUGAUCCGUAGUUGCGGCUGGAUCCUGCAGGAACCCGCGCGCAGAAACGACACGUGCAGGAGCAACGACAGCGACUACGUCCUCAGAACUAGCUGCUACUGCUUUUCUGAUGCCUGCAAUCGGGCCACGCCCCUCGGUGCCGCGCCCUUAAGCACCACCCUCUUAAUUGUUAGUCUAGCAAAAGUGAUUAUUAGAUCUAUAGAUAUUGUUUUUUAAUGUAUGUCGAAAUAAAUAUGUGUGAGAAUGUU